Molecule: messenger RNA, 1371 nt
Organism: Saccharomyces mikatae IFO 1815
Lineage: Eukaryota; Fungi; Ascomycota; Saccharomycetes; Saccharomycetales; Saccharomycetaceae
Gene: EEB1
Product: medium-chain fatty acid ethyl ester synthase/esterase
Exons: 1
Coding region: 1-1371 (456 amino acids)
Biological process (GO): medium-chain fatty acid catabolic process; medium-chain fatty acid biosynthetic process
Molecular function (GO): acetylesterase activity; monoacylglycerol lipase activity
Source: RefSeq, a predicted model, not a curated record
AUGUUUCGCUCGGGUUACUAUCCAACUAUCACUCCAACUCACUGGGGCUAUAACGGAACUGUUAAACAUGUGCUAGGAGAGAAGGGAACUAAGGCUUUGGCUUUCAGAGACUCCAAGUGCCAGAUUCCGCUUCAUGAAUUUGUAACGAAGCACGUGCCCACGCUAAAGGAUGGUGCAAAUUUUAGGCUAAACAGUCUGCUUUUCACUGGUUAUUUACAGACACUCUACAUGUCAGGCGGUGAUUUUUCCAAAAAAUUUCAGGUAUUUUAUGGCAGAGAAAUAGUAAAGUUUUCAGAUGGAGGAGUUUGCACUGCUGAUUGGGUCAUGCCUGAAUGGGAGAAAACUUAUUCCUUCAAUUCUGAACAAGCAACUUUUGAUGAGAAGUUAUUCUCAAGCGUUGAAAAGAUUACCCAUCCAAAAGAUUGGCCUCGUCUCCAUCCUAGAACUAGGCAUUUAUCCUCCGAAGAACUUGAAAAAUGCCAUUCUAAGGGCGACUCUUAUCCAUUAGUAGUGGUGCUUCAUGGCCUUGCUGGCGGGAGUCAUGAACCUCUCAUCAGGGCUUUAUCCGAAGAUCUAUCAAAAAUCGGUGACGGCAAAUUCCAAGUUGUGGUCCUCAAUGCUAGAGGUUGCUCAAGAUCCAAGGUGACCACUCGUAGGAUUUUUACCGCACUACAUACAGGUGAUGUGAGAGAGUUUCUGAACCACCAAAGAGCCUUAUUUCCUCAAAGGAAAUUAUAUGCAGUGGGAACAUCAUUUGGAGCUGCUACGCUAACAAACUAUUUGGGUGAAGAAGGAGAUAACUGUCCACUGAAUGCUGCGGUUGCCCUCUCAAAUCCUUGGGAUUUUGUACACACUUGGGACAAGUUGGCUCAUGAUUGGUGGUCCAAUCAUAUUUUUUCCAGAACAUUAACGCAGUUUUUGACGAGAACGGUCAAAGUUAAUAUGAAUGAGCUACAGGUACCCGAAAACUUCGAAGUUCCAAAAAAACCAACGGUUGAGGAACCAGUCUUUUAUACAUAUACUAAGAAAAAUCUGCAGAAGGCUGAAAAAUUUACAGACAUAUUGGAAUUUGAUAGUCUUUUUACCGCCCCGUCGAUGGGCUUGCCGGACGGCUUAACAUACUAUAGAAAGGCAAGCUCGAUAAAUAGAUUGCCUAACAUCAAAAUUCCAACCUUGAUAAUUAAUGCAACGGAUGAUCCAAUUACCGGCGAAAACGUCAUUCCAUACAAACAAGCCAAAGAAAAUCCUUGUGUACUAUUAUGUGAGACUGAUUUGGGCGGCCAUUUGGCUUAUCUCGAUAAAGAAAACAAUUCUUGGUUAACUAAGCAAGCUGCUGAGUUUUUGUGCAGCUUUGAUGUGCUUGUUUUAUAA